UUAUUUACUCUUACAAAAAAAUGGUAUACUUUAAUAUAUAUAUGUAUAUAUAUUGGAGGAGUAAUAGUGGAAUUUAAACCAUUAAACCCAAAGUUUAUACAAAUUGAAAUUGCACUCGAAAUUCUUUCAAAAUAAAAAGAAAAAAAAGAAAUUGCACUCGAAAUAAAAGGAACACUUUUUUUUUUGCGACAGUAAAAUCCAAAGGAAAACAUCAUCCGCACCCAAUUUACCUAACCCUACUUUCUCCCCUGGAAGCCAAUUAAUUAGCUUCGAAGCGGUCCCACCGAACCGCACGUCACUGUACAGCAGCAAACAGUACCCACUCGUGUUACCACUUUCUCAGUCUUUUUUUUUCAAAAAAGGUAGGAAAAACCCGAGGGCAUAAAACAUAGAGAAGAAGCGAAGAAUUCAAGCGGGAGAGGAUGACAGAAGCGAUGGACGUCGACGGCGCCGGCGGCGAAGAGAACUUUCGGAGUUGCCUGAGCAGCUUGAUGGACACCGGCACCGUUGAGAGCCACAGAUACUAUCUGGCUCGGAAAACGCUGCUCGAAAUGCUUAGGGAUCGUGGAUUCGCGGUGCCCAAUUGUGAGAUUGAGGUUUCUCUUGGAGAAUUCCGCACUAAGCAUGGCGAUAAUCCUGAUGUCGAUGGAUUAAGGAUUUCUUCUCUUCACAAGGACGAUCCUUCUAUAAAGGCCCUAGUACUAUUCUGUGAACCGGGCAUAGUUAAAGUUAAUGUUGUGCGUGGCAUUGCAGCAAGAAUAAGUCAAGAGGGACUAGAUAGGCUUAUAUUAGUAGUGCAGAGUAAAAUAACUAGCCAGGCCUCAAAAGCUGUGGAACUCUUUCCUUUCAAAGUCGAAAUUUUCCAGAUCACCGACUUGCUUGUCAACGUAACUAAGCAUGAACUGAAGCCAAAACAUCAAGUGCUGACCAAUGCAGAGAAGGAAAAACUGCUGAAACAGUACAGCAUUGAAGAAAAGCAGCUCCCACGGAUGUUGCUGAAAGAUGCGAUAGCUCGUUACUAUGGACUGGAGAAAGGGCAGGUUGUGAAGGUCACAUAUGGUGGUGAAUUGACGCAGUUACAUGUAACAUACCGUUGUGUUUGGUGACAUCUCAAUGAAUGUGUUAGUUAUUUUAGGGGCUUUUGGUGCCAUGGAUUUUAGGCCCUACUGGAAAUUUGAUGACCGCUGUACAACUUUGAAACUUUCUACUAUUUUGUAUCUUGUGGGGUUUUGGCAUAUGCAUCAUGUUAUGAGCUA
Messenger RNA from Salvia miltiorrhiza (redroot sage), 1256 nucleotides. Its product is annotated as DNA-directed RNA polymerase V subunit 5A-like. Gene Ontology annotation, biological process: DNA-templated transcription. The transcript has 4 exons. The record is from RefSeq and is a predicted model, not a curated record. Lineage: Eukaryota; Viridiplantae; Streptophyta; Magnoliopsida; Lamiales; Lamiaceae. The coding region runs from base 423 to 1106 and encodes 227 amino acids. Gene Ontology annotation, molecular function: DNA-directed RNA polymerase activity; DNA binding.